Messenger RNA from Asparagus officinalis (garden asparagus), 1553 nucleotides. Its product is annotated as protein DETOXIFICATION 18-like. Bases 24 to 1454 code for a protein of 476 amino acids. Lineage: Eukaryota; Viridiplantae; Streptophyta; Magnoliopsida; Asparagales; Asparagaceae. Gene Ontology annotation, cellular component: membrane. The record is from RefSeq and is a predicted model, not a curated record. Gene Ontology annotation, molecular function: xenobiotic transmembrane transporter activity; antiporter activity. The transcript has 7 exons. Gene Ontology annotation, biological process: xenobiotic detoxification by transmembrane export across the plasma membrane.
AGAGUGCAGAGAAAGAAGCAACCAUGGCUGCAACAACUCCUCUUGUUAUGGAGUCAGAUGAGGAGUUAGGAAGAAAAGGAGUUUAUGGGUUUUUGAGUAAAUUUAUAGAUGUGAAGGAGGCUAAGACUCAGCUGCUGUUAUCAGUUCCAAUGAUCCUCACGAACAUGUCAUAUUAUGCUGUUACCCUUGCAUCUGUCAUGUUUGCUGGUCAUCUUGGUGAUCUUGAGCUCGCUGGAGCUACUCUGGGAAAUUCUUGGGGAACUGUCACUGGAAUUGCCCUCAUGACUGGCUUGAGUGGAGCCCUUGAGACUCUAUGUGGUCAAGGAUACGGCGCAAAACAAUACAGAAUGCUAGGAAUAUAUUUACAAUCAUCGAUCAUCAUAACUACAUUCUUCUCAAUCCUGAUCUCCUUCUCAUGGUAUUUCUCAGAACCUGUACUAAUUUGGCUGCAUCAAGAUCCCGAUGUAGCGAAAAUGGCUUGUAUCUAUUUGAGAUUUCUGAUACCGGGACUAUUCGCAUACGCGUAUCUCCAAUGCGUGCUGAGAUUUCUUCAAACUCAGUCGGUGGUGAUUCCGUUGGUUUUUUUCUCUGUACUUCCUCUAGUUUUCGAUGUGGGGCUGACUUAUUUGUUGGUACAUACUUUGGGCUUCGGUUUUAUGGGAGCAUCAUUGGGUGGCUCGAUAUCACUGUGGAUCUCGGUACUUAUGUUGGCGAUAUAUGUCAAUUGUUCGGAGAAAUUUAGAUACACUUGGGAAGGAUUAUCGAUGGAAUCAUUCCAACACGUGUUUCCUAGUUUGAAGCUGGCUAUACCCUCUGCAGUGAUGGUUUUUUUGGAAUAUUGUGCUUUCGAGAUUUUGGUGUUGCUGGCUGGCCUGAUGCCGAACUCUGAGAACAGUACUUCACUUAUUGCUAUGUGUGUCAAUACGGAAGCCAUUUCAUUUAUGAUCACAUAUGGAUUCAGUGCAGCAGUGAGCACUCGUGUAUCAAAUGAGAUGGGUGCUGGAAACACCAGGAAAGCAAAAAAUGCUGUAUCUGUGACACUAAAGCUCUCUUGCUUUCUUGCCUUCUCUGUUCUUCUUUUAUUAGCAUUUGGUCACAAUCUUUGGGCCAGGUUUUUUACUUUCAACCCCUCAAUCGUUCAAGAAUUUGCUUCUAUGACUCCCUUGCUCGCAGCGUCUAUAUUGUUGGACUCAGCACAGGGAGUUCUAUCAGGAGUGGCUAGAGGAUGUGGUUGGCAACACUUAGCAGCCUGGACCAAUUUUGUGGCAUUUUAUCUCAUUGGCGUGCCAUUAGCGCUUCUCUUUGGAUUUAAGCUUGGGGUUCACGAUAAGGGAUUAUGGCUAGGUCUAAUCUGUGGCCUCUUUUGUCAAGCGACCACUCUGCUAAUUAUCACUAUUCGUUCCAAGUGGACUAAGUUGGAUUUAGUAGCUCGGUAUGAACGCUUGCUUGUUUAGUUGGACUAUAUAUUAUAAGAGAACAUCAUAUGGAGAUCUAGUUAUAGAAGGUAUUAUCGGUACUGAUGGUAAAAUAAUUUUUUGCAUGCAAACAGUUGA